AUAAGUUGUUUCAAUUUCGAAAUUCGUUUUGCUAGGCCAUGGCAUCACUACCCCAAAUGUCUGCCACAUUAGGAACUUGCAUAAGCUGGAAAAUUAAGAUGAGUGACGCACGACCAUGCAUUGCUCAAAUACACAAGAAGAAGAAGAAUAGUUGUUUGAAGGGUGCGUUGUUUCCAUUGACAUUGGUGGAAGAAAAGAAGCCGAAAAUAGGGUUACGGAAAGAGCGAAGUGAAAAAUGGAAAGUGGGAGUAGGGGAAAGUGGCGAGUUGGUGGCACGUUCAGUUAUAGAGAGCAUUGUGAAAGAUUUCCACCGUGCCUUGAAUGAUAAAAACAUGGAGGAAUUGCAGCAGUUGAUUUCGGAUGAUUGUGAGUACCAGGACUACCUCUUCUACAGUCCCUACAAAGGCCAGGAGAAUGUGAUCAAAUUCUUGGAGAACGUUAUGGAAGCGAUGGGUCCAAAUAUAAAAAUUGCUGUGCGAGAUAUCAACGUGGAAGAUGUCGAUGUCAAACAUACCAAAGAGGCCAAACUCAUGGCUACACUGUUUUGGCACCUGGAGUGGGGAAAGGACAAAAAGAAGUUACCCUUCUCAAAAGGAUGCAGAUUCUUUUGGUUUGAAGAAGUUGAAGGAAGAUUGGUUAUUAGCAAGAUUACAGGCUUGGAGGAACUUCCAAUAAAACCGGGUGAACUAGUACUGAAUGCCUUAAAAGCAAUUAGUUCCUUUUUGGACAGCUAUCCACCCAUGGCUUCAGCGUUGCUUAACUAUCCUGCCUUUCGAGAUGAUUGAUGGCACACAUGAUUGGGUCGGUGAAGUCAAUUUCAUGCUUUUAACACUUCAAAUCUCCUCCUAUUUAUGAAUCAACAAU
Messenger RNA from Vigna radiata var. radiata (mung bean), 864 nucleotides. RefSeq lists its product as uncharacterized. The transcript has 6 exons. The coding region runs from base 39 to 785 and encodes 248 amino acids. The record is from RefSeq and is a predicted model, not a curated record. NCBI's taxonomy places the organism in Eukaryota, Viridiplantae, Streptophyta, Magnoliopsida, Fabales, Fabaceae.